AUGGCGACUUCUGUGUCUGAAGAGUUGAGUGAAGUGCAAGUGUUGGACUCAAAUGAGCCACUUGUCACGGCUUCCUCUUCUGCGCCGUCUUCAAGUAGUGCGCGAGUGUUGGACUCAAUAGAGCCGCUUGUGCCUACUACUACGCAAGUGCAAGUGUUGGACUCAAAUGAGCCGCUUGUGCUCCCGUGUGUGCGAUUCCCGGUCCUUGACGAACCGGUUGCUGGUCCUAGUGGGAUGUCUGGUCCCAGUGGAGCAGCUGGUUCUUGUGGUAGCCUAUCAGCUAUUGCUAGUUCUUCGGAGGACGAGGGCGAGGAAUUUGCUGCUGCGAUGCCCAGACCUACUGGGUCAUCUGGCAGAAGGCUUAACCUUUACUCAGAUGAGAUAAGAUCCAUGUGGAACUGGAGAAAAAUCUUCUCCAAAUUGGGUACACAUGAACAGUGUGUUCAGUUUGCGGAGGAGAGAGGACUCAUCCCAGUAGACAAAAUCUGCGCAUACCACCGGAAGCCAAUGAUUUUGACAAAGGAAGCAGGGCAAGUGGGAAAAUUCAGAUGCCGGAAAAGCAACUGCCGCACCAAAACAGUUUCUCGUGCUAUUGGGACCUGGUUUGAAAACGCACACUUGUCCCUCACUUUAAUAUUUCAAAUCAUGUAUGCAUUUAGUGAGGGACUGUCUUACAACCAAACGAGGAAGGAGCUAGCCUGUGAUGAUGGCCUAGUAGUUUCUGCCAGAACUGUGGCUGACUGGUUUAGUUAUUGCCGGGAAACAAUUUCCAUUUUUGAACUGGAAAAUCAAAGGGCCCAAGGGAAGAUAGGUGGCCCUAAUAAAGUGGUUCAAAUAGAUGAAUCGAAAUUUGGUAAAAGGAAGUUUAACCGUGGGAGACAUAUUGAAGGACAUUGGGUUAUUGGCAUGAUCGAAGAUGGCAAUGACGAUCUGCGGCUUGAGAAAACGAAGAACAGUCUCGACCUAAACGCUCUAGACCAGCUGUACCGCUUCCCAGCGCCAGUUCAAGAACUCAUGGUGCACUCCAUUUGCCGUCGGCUGGAAAAGUUCAAAACAGGUGCAGAAGACCAGAAUGCAAAAAGAAAAGCACAAUUAUAUGCAAGAAGUGCAACAUUCACUUGUGCCUAA
Parnassius apollo (apollo) is the source of this 1128-nucleotide messenger RNA. The record is from the annotation of a GenBank genome assembly. Lineage: Eukaryota; Metazoa; Arthropoda; Insecta; Lepidoptera; Papilionidae.